AGCAAUUUGAGUGUUUAGUUUUUAAAUUGAAGAACCGUGUGUAGAACGCAAUACUUUUGUGUUCAUUCAAAUUUUUCUGGUAUCAUAUUAGUAAAAUAAUUUUUUUGUCAAAACUAAUUAUUAUUUUUCGAAUUAUUGUAAUUAUCAAGGCUUAUAUGAAUCCUUUCUACAUUAUUUGCAUGGUAUUUUUCGCUUCCUAUUGCAGCACUCAGAUAAAACAAGCGAAACUUUUCCAUUGCUAAAAAGCGAGAAUUUUUGAAAACGAGCAAGACUUUUGGACAGUUUGAUUCCACAACAAUGAAAAAAUUGACUCAUGUAACCAAAACUGCAGAGAAAGUACCUGCCUUUUAGUAACUUGGUCAGGUACUUAAAAAGUAACCGAUUACGACACCUGUACCUAGAACUAAAUCCAAUUUCGCCCUUCCCUUGAGGAAAAUCCUGUCUACGCCCUCGACUGAUUAACUCUUAUAUAUUAGAACAAAUCAAUUUCAGUUUUUCAUUUUACAAACCCAUGUCCUGUAAGAUUCUAUAUAAUACCCGCAGUAUUUUUGGAAAACUGGUGUAAUUUGAUUUUGAUACGUGGCACGUGGCUCCGUCUCUUUGGACAACUGGAGUAAACAUGAAUCCAUUUUUGAUAUCAUGGAUAGUGUUAUUCGUUCCCUACUGCAUUUGUCAAAAUGAAACCUCGAAAAUCGUUUUGAAAUCGAAUAGGGAUUCUGAGCAUAUGAUUCUAUGCGACACGUACAUGCAAACUCACGAAAUAAACUAUUUAUGGACCAUUCACCAAUUCAGUCAACAAGAGGUGUUCAAAACCGAGAUUGUAUCGCCUAUGCUACACGCACUCUCCACUGAUAAAUACGAAUGGUACGUUGAAAUUUGGCCUGAAAGCAUUAAUACAGGAGUCGAUGAACGAGCAAUUUCUCUGAUGGUAUUUAUAUCCAACAGCAGUACUUUUAGAGAUACAGUGUCAGCAAUGAUCAAUGUUUCAAUUGUAAAUGAUAAGAAAGAAGUUCAGUAUUACAAAAACCUUGAGACGGCAGUCCGGUUUACAGCCGGGUCAUCUUACACCUACAGAGGCUGGUGGGACUUUUGCGAAAAAGAUUAUUUUUUCAGAAAUCAUUUACUUCAAAAUGACACAUUACGAUUGUUUAUCCACAUAACGUGGUUAUCUGAAGAAAAAUCGUACGAUGUUGUUCACCACAAUAUUGUUUCUUCGAUCGGUGCUACACCCGAGACCACCACCAUCAAACCUGAUCCCACUGAAAACUCUGAAUCGAUGCUGGAAAAUCUGAAAUUCGCAGACGUCGUAUUUAUAACGAAUGGCAGUAAUUAUCCAGCACAUAAGAAUAUUUUGGCCGCACGUAGUCCGGUUUUCGCUGCCAUGUUUCGACGAAAAUAUUUGAAAAAUGGGAAAUUAAAAAAAAUCCGGAUUAACGUUACUUCCAUAAAUGAAAAAGUACUACGUGCAAUGCUCAGGUACAUUUAUACAGGAAAGUGCGAAGAGUUGGGAAACCUAACAGGCAGAUUAUUUGAAGCUGCUACGAAAUAUGGUUUGGACGAAUUGAGACAAAUUUGCCAGCAAAGUUUCUGUAAAACUUAGUUGACAAAGAAAGGACCAAACAUAGCGAACACUCAAAAACCCCUUCAAAUUCGAACCGAAGCGACACAUACUUGCCAACUCAUGAAAUAAACCAUAUUUGGGCUAUUCAUCAGUUCCGAUUCCACGAAAACCUUGAGGCUGAUAAGAUUUACUCGCCCUACUUACACGCACCCACAACUGAUAGAUAUGAAUGGAAUAUGAAGAUAUACCCUAAUGGCCAAGAUAAUAACAAUGAUACGAUUUCUGUGUAUGUAUGUAUAAGCAACCACAGUGCAGUUGAAGAGGCAACUGCAGAGGCUAAUAUUUCAAUCAUAAAUAAUAAAAAAGAAGUAUUACUUCACGAAUAUUUGAUACCAAAAAAAUAUGCACGCCGUGCAGGCGUAUUAAACACACAGUAUUGGCGGUGUUGGGGUAGAAAAAACUUUUGCAAGAAAGAUGAUUAUUUUAGGAAUCAUUUACUCCAAAACGACACGUUAACAUUCUCAGUCCACAUAAAAUGGGUAUCUGAAUCACCAAAUGAGGAUAUUCAACGUAAUGUUUCUUCGACCACUGCUACACCCGAGACCACCUCCGUCAAAUAUAAUCUGACUGAAAACUUGGAAUCGAUGCUCGAAAACCCGAAAUUCGCAAACGUCGUUUUUAUAACGAAUGGAAACAGUUAUCCAGCCCAUAAAAAUAUUUUGGCCGCACGAAGUUCAAUUUUCGAUGCCAUGUUUCAACGAAAAGAUUCGAAAAAUGCAAAAUCGAAAAAAAUUCGAAUAAACGUUACUCCGAUGAACGAAAAAGUAUUACGAGCGAUGCUACGAUACAUUUAUACAGGACAGUGCGAACCGUCGUCGUUGGGAAAACUAACAGACAGAUUAUUUGAAGCUGCUACCAAAUAUGGUGUCUAUGGAUUGAAAGAAACUUGCGAACAAACACAUAAUAAAACUAUACUACAAAUAGGUUAAAAAUACAUCCAUCAACCUAUUUCAUGAAAAACAAACAACCUGAGCAAUAAACUAAGAAUUUUAGUGUACAUACUAGAAAAAUUUUCAUUUUGAAAACGUAAUGAAAAAAUGUUAUUGAAAUAAGAUACCAAUUAAUGUCAUGUUUACGACCUUCAAAUCCGAAAUAAAAGUGUUGAUAAAAAA
Molecule: messenger RNA, 2733 nt
Organism: Planococcus citri (citrus mealybug)
Lineage: Eukaryota; Metazoa; Arthropoda; Insecta; Hemiptera; Pseudococcidae
Product: speckle-type POZ protein-like
Exons: 5
Coding region: 620-1600 (326 amino acids)
Biological process (GO): proteasome-mediated ubiquitin-dependent protein catabolic process; regulation of proteolysis; protein ubiquitination
Cellular component (GO): nucleus; cytoplasm
Molecular function (GO): ubiquitin protein ligase binding
Source: RefSeq, a predicted model, not a curated record